AUGUCUAAUUGGUCGGAUUGCAGUGAAGCACAGGGGUGGUGUGCGAGAGAUGUCGUCUUCUCCGCUGUCUCAUCCCCCAUCAACUUCGACGCCGCCGGCAAGCAGAACUUGGGAUCUAAGAAAGAGAUGGUUUACAAAGAUUGGGGAAAGAUUUGUGCUUGCCAAAACACGAAGAUAGGGUUUCUCGAUUCGCCUCUAGAAUCGCUCUUUCAACAGUUGCGGGAAGAGAAAGAAAAUAGGCUUUUCAAAAAUAGGCUUUAUAUAGCUGUUUUCUAUGCUACACCACCCACACCCACUGAUGGUUUGUCACUGGAAAACUGGACUCAGCUGCUCCGGCUGCGAUCGACCCCUUCUGGAUCAGGUCUAUGGAUAUGGUUGCACAGCCUGCAACUUUUACCUCCACAAAUCCAACACCCUUCCCACCCAAAACACCCUCUCUCUCUCCACCCAAAACCACCCCCUGUUUUCCCUUUUCUUUCCAACCAAGUCUGGUGUGAUGCUUGUAGGAAGACCAAUCUGAGCUUCACCUUCCACUGCAACGGCUGUGCUUUCAACAUCGACAUCGAUUGCGCUUCCCUAAUCCCAACCCUAAAUUGCCAACUUCACGAUCACCCUCUUGCUCUGUUCAACAACUUGAGUAUUGAUCACAAAUGCCAAGUGUGUGGUUCGCUCUGCAAUUUCUUUGUGCUCCGAUGUGUGCCUUGUAAUUUCAAUGUCCACGUUCAAUGUGUUGCGACGUUGCCACAAACAGUUCAGAUUUCGUGUCACAGACAUCCGCUGACGCUCACUGAUUCUCUUUUUGAAGACGAUUCCGAUGUUGAUGAAUUCGUCUGCGAUGCUUGCGAACAAGAAAGAAAACCCGGGCAAUCCGUUUACCAUUGUGAGGAAUGCCAUUUUGUUGCUCAUGUUUACUGUGGUGUGUCUGAGAUACUACCAACUUUGUUUAGGGCAAGUGAAGAAGACCAAGGUGGAGCAGCUGUAUAUCCUAUUCUUGCCAGACUUGAUAAUGAGAUCAGAAUACUCCGCUGUGAAUCAGCGAUGCUAGCUGGAAAAUUAGCAGAAGUAACGAGAAAAUUAAAAGAACUUGACGAGAAAAGAAUGGAGCUUGUUGCAACUGCAUUGUCCAGGAGAAUUACUCCGAGUUCUCAAGUCCAUUUAAGCAACAUAUGCGCAUUGUUAAGAAGCCUGAUUUUACAAUAGGGUGUGUCAAACAAUGGUUAGUUUUUUUUUAUAAAAUUAUAUUUAUAUCUGCUGCAAGACACAUGCUCAAUGUAAGAGAGAUCACUCCCACAUCAAAACUAUGAUGCUAAAGUUUAGUAAAUAUUAGUAAUAGCUUGAAUUUGUUGUAAAUUUGUUAAUCAAAUUACUGUAGCAAAUAAAGUUGGUACAAUUGAAUGAAGUGUGGUGAAUUUA
Messenger RNA from Cornus florida, 1413 nucleotides. RefSeq lists its product as uncharacterized. The coding region runs from base 1 to 1200 and encodes 399 amino acids. The transcript has 3 exons. NCBI's taxonomy places the organism in Eukaryota, Viridiplantae, Streptophyta, Magnoliopsida, Cornales, Cornaceae. The record is from RefSeq and is a predicted model, not a curated record.